Molecule: messenger RNA, 155 nt
Organism: Prorocentrum cordatum
Lineage: Eukaryota; Dinophyceae; Prorocentrales; Prorocentraceae
Source: the annotation of a GenBank genome assembly
GUGCUGGAUCGCGCCGGCCACCCCGACGCGCGCGUGCGCCAGGCGGCCGCGGAGGCGGCGGGCAGCCUGUCGCGGUACGGCGGGGGAUCUCAGACGCCGCGUGCCCGCCGGCCCUGCUGGCACUGCUCCUGGACCCCGACCCCAUGGUCCGCGAG